Messenger RNA from Anopheles nili, 857 nucleotides. RefSeq names its product DNA-directed RNA polymerase II subunit RPB3 (gene RpII33). Bases 36 to 857 code for a protein of 273 amino acids. NCBI's taxonomy places the organism in Eukaryota, Metazoa, Arthropoda, Insecta, Diptera, Culicidae. The transcript is spliced from 3 exons. Gene Ontology annotation, biological process: DNA-templated transcription. Gene Ontology annotation, cellular component: RNA polymerase II, core complex. Gene Ontology annotation, molecular function: protein dimerization activity; DNA-directed RNA polymerase activity. The record is from RefSeq and is a predicted model, not a curated record.
UUACCAGCCGAAGACUACAACAAUCGUCCAUAAAAAUGCCGUACGCUAACCAACCUUCUGUAACCAUAUCGGAACUUACUGAUGAAAAUGUGAAAUUCAUCGUGGAAGACACUGAAUUAAGUGUCGCAAACAGUUUACGACGAGUUUUUAUCGCAGAAACCCCAACGUUAGCAAUUGAUUGGGUUCAAUUAGAAUCUAACACCACCGUUCUAGCUGAUGAAUUCUUGGCACAUCGUGUUGGCUUAAUACCUCUCAUUUCAGAUGAAGUAGUAGACCGUAUGCAGUACAGUCGAGAUUGUCCCUGUUUAGAUUUUUGCAGUGAGUGUAGUGUCGAAUUCACCCUUGAUGUUAAAUGCAAUGAAGAACAUACUCGCCAUGUUACAACGGCUGACCUAAAAUCUAGCGAUCCUCGUGUAUUACCGGUAACAUCCAGGCAUAGAGACGAUGAAGAAAAUGAAUACGGCGAGGGGACGGAUGAAAUCUUAAUAAUCAAAUUGCGAAAAGGACAAGAAUUGAAACUGAAAGCAUAUGCAAAAAAAGGGUUUGGAAAAGAACAUGCCAAAUGGAACCCUACAUGUGGGGUUAGCUUCGAAUACGAUCCUGAUAACGCUAUGAGGCAUACACUUUAUCCUAAACCAGAUGAAUGGCCAAAAUCUGAGCAUACCGAGUUGGAUGAUGACAAGUACGAAGCAGACUAUAAUUGGGAAUUGAAACCAAAUAAAUUCUUUUUCAAUGUUGAAUCUUCUGGGGCCCUUAAACCAGAGAACAUCGUACUGAUGGGAGUCCAAGUGCUUAAAAACAAACUCUCUAAUUUGCAGACUCAAUUAAGUCACGAAACGGAUGUGCUUGCUAUCUAA